Molecule: messenger RNA, 1746 nt
Organism: Puntigrus tetrazona (Sumatra barb)
Lineage: Eukaryota; Metazoa; Chordata; Actinopteri; Cypriniformes; Cyprinidae
Product: zona pellucida sperm-binding protein 4-like
Exons: 8
Coding region: 30-1715 (561 amino acids)
Biological process (GO): binding of sperm to zona pellucida; prevention of polyspermy
Cellular component (GO): egg coat
Molecular function (GO): structural constituent of egg coat; acrosin binding
Source: RefSeq, a predicted model, not a curated record
AUCUCCACAGUGUGCUUAGCUGUUCAAUCAUGGCUGUAAGUUUGUUGUUGGCUGAGCUUUUAGCACUUUGUGCUCUCUGUUUUGCUGUUCCUCAGUGGAGUAAUUUGCCCCAGAGUUCUCAAGCUCUGAUGCUUCAAAAUGCUAACCAGCAGGUUAAGCAGCCGGUUCAACAACAGCCAGCCAGCCAGAAGGUUCAGCAGCCAGUUCAACAACAGCCACCCAGCCAGUGGCUUCAGCAGCCAGUUCAACAGCAGCCACCCAGCCAGAAGGUUCAGCAGCCAGUGCAACCACAGCCACCCAGCCAGUGGGUUCAGCAGCCGGUUCAGCAACAGCCACCCAGCCAGUGGGUUCAGCAGCCGGUUCAGCAACAGCCACCCAGCCAGAAGGUUCAGCAGCCAGUGCAACAACAGCCACCCAGCCAGUGGCUUCAGCAGCCGGUUCAGCAACAGCCACCCAGCCAGUGGCUUCAGCAGCCGGUUCAGCAACAGCCACCCAGCCAGUGGCUUCAGCAGCCGGUUCAGCAACAGCCACCCAGCCAGUGGCUUCAGCAGCCGGUUCAGCAACAGCCACCCAGCCAGUGGCUUCAGCAGCCGGUUCAACAACAGCCACCUAACCAGCAGUUUCCACUUCAGAAGCCGGUGGCACAGACAGAGCCCAUUGAUAAGUGUACUGUAGCUGAUUAUGAUCAGAUCCCAUGUGGACAACCUGGGAUCAGUGGUGCUGAGUGUAACGCUAUCAACUGCUGCUUUGAUGGACAGCAGUGCUUCUAUGGAAGAGCAGUGACUGUCCAGUGUAUUCGAGAUGGUCAGUUUGUGGUAGUGGUGGCUAGAGAUGUUACUGUGCCUCAACUGAGUCUGGAUUCGGUUCGUCUGCUGGGUGGAAGUGACCCACCUUGCGCUCCUGUGGAUUCCACACCUUCCUUUGCUAUAUACCAGUUCCCUGUGACCGCAUGCGGCACGAGUAUGAUGGAUGACAGUGGAUAUGUGGUGUAUGAGAACAGAAUGACCUCCUCAUACGAAGUUGGCGUUGGACCACUUGGAUCCAUCACGAGGGACAGUCACUUUGAGCUUCUCUUUCAGUGCAGAUACUCUGGAACAUCUGUGGAAGCUCUGGUUGUGGAGGUCAAUUCUGUUCCUCCACCUCCACCAGUAGCUGCUCCUGGACCUCUCAGGGUGGAGCUCAGACUGGCCAAUGGCCAGUGUGUCACCAAGGGCUGUGCUGAAGGGGAUGAGGCCUACACGUCCUACUACAGUGACGCUGAUUAUCCCGUCACAAAAGUCCUGCGGGAGCCUGUGUAUGUUGAAGUGCACAUUAUGGAGAGGACUGACCCCAACAUUGUCCUGAUGCUGGGACAUUGCUGGGCGACCUCCACCUCCAGUCCACUCAGUCUGCCCCAGUGGGACCUUCUGAUUGAUGGAUGCCCUUACCAGGAUGACCGUUAUCUGACCACGCUGGUUCCAGUAACUGGAUCAUCUGGUGUGCAGUUCCCGACCCACUACAAGCGCUUUGUUGUGAAGAUGUUUACGUUUGUAGAUCCAACCUCACUGGCUCCACUGCAGGAAACGAUCUUCAUCCACUGCAGUACAGCGGUGUGCCAUCCGUCUUCUGGCUCUUGUGAGCAAAGCUGCACCAGGAAACGAAGAGACACCCGUGUCGAGGCUCUCGCUAGUCAGCAGACUGUGGUUUCUAGUGGAGAAGUUACUGUGGUCAUGUGAAUGUAGUAUUUAAUAAACUUUGGACCACAAA